AUGAGGCCGCCCACCAUCGAAUGCUCGUUCUGCCUGCCGCUGGACGCCGGUGUGUGGGUCGAGGGCCGCACCAUCACCUAUUCCCUGCGGGACCUCGGGCGAGGGCAGCGCGUGCUGUGCUACGACUCGCUGGGGCGUUCGAUCAGGUACGUGGAGGUGCUCGAGAAGCGGGUGGGCCUUCCUCGGAAUCCAAAAGGAUUCCCAAGGAAGGCCCAGAGAGGCCCCAGUCAUUCCCACGAUGCUUCCAAAAGGAUCCUGGGGCGCAUUCCAGUAGGCCCCCAUGAGCGUAUGGGAGGUCUCGUGUCUACGCCCUGCAAGAUCCAUUUGAGGGCUUCCCGAGGCUCCACAGAAACAUGCUGCGGGGAGCCGGCAACACUGGGGCCCGCCCCCCACCUCCCCCCCUGGUGGACAAACGAGCUGCUGCUGUGCGCUUGCGCGUUGUUUUCUCGAGGCGCCCUUGCAGUGUGA
This is a messenger RNA of Prorocentrum cordatum, 468 nucleotides long. The record is from the annotation of a GenBank genome assembly. NCBI's taxonomy places the organism in Eukaryota, Dinophyceae, Prorocentrales, Prorocentraceae.